AUGGAUGAGCAAUUGGAUGAUAAAUGCUUGGAAGAAAAAAUAGAUCAAAUAUUUUCCAAUUCAGAACAUAAAAUUCUUUUAGAUAGAUUGAGCGAGUUAGAAGAGGUUUUGAAUUACAAAUUCAACAAAAGAAAUCUUAUUGAAGAAGCCCUCACUCAUUCCUCUGUAAUUCUAAAUUUUAGUACAGAAUUGGAAUUGUUGGGUUUGAAUGAGUGUGAGAUCUCUAAACAUUUGAAAAUUAGGGGCCUCUAUUCAUAUGAGCGCUUGGAGUUUUUGGGAGACGCCAUUUUGGGUCAAUUGGUUACAGUUUAUCUGUAUAACCCAGACAUGCAACCAGGCAUCUUGACCCGCUUGCGGUCUGCAAAUGUUAGAAAUGAAACACUGGCUCAUGUGGCGGUGAAGCAUGGAUUGUUUAGUUACCUUCGUUUUGAAUCCACAGAUCUGAAAGAAGCUAUCGAGAAGUUCACUCCAAUUGCAAAAAAUGAAGUAAAACAUCAUCGUUCUUACCAUUCAAACGCUCCAAAAGCUCUUGCUGAUAUAGUGGAAUCCAUCGCUGGUGCAGUCUUUGUAGAUAGUGAAAAUUCUGUAGACAAAGUUUGGAAGUUGGUCCAGAGACACUUGAGAGGCACCCAGUUGCAGAGCAUCAGGAAUUGUGUCAAAAGGAGGGGAAAUCCUUUUGAGUACUUCACUUAUAUAGUGGACAAUCUUUUGGCAACUGUGGAUGUAUUUAUAGAUGGGGAGUUGAUGGGCAGCGGAGAAAAUGAAAUAAAAAAAUUGGCAAAGAGAGCAGCCGCUAGAGAUACCUUUCUCAAUUUAAAAGUAGAAAAGAGAAAACCAUUGUUACAACCAUUAGUUGAUCCAAAGACACUUGAGAGGCACCCAGUUGCAGAGCUUCAGGAAUUAUGUCAAAGGGAGGGGAAAUCUAUUGAGUACUUCAGUUAUAUAGUGGACAAUCUUUUGGUAACUGUGGAUGUAUUUAUCGAUGGGGAGUUGGUGGCAAGUGGAGAAAAUGAAAUAAAAGAAGUGGCAAAGAGAGCAGCCGUUACAAAUGCCUUUCUCAAUUUAAAAGAGUACAAAUCUGUAGAACUAGCCCAGGGUUUACCAGUACCAGGGAGCCAGAAUAGCCUGAGGGAGUGUACACCAGAAGAACCUGGUGUGAGUGUUGAUCUAACUGUUCGAGAAGGAAUCAUCACAUAG
This is a messenger RNA of Cryptomeria japonica (Japanese cedar), 1197 nucleotides long. RefSeq names its product ribonuclease 3-like protein 2. Gene Ontology annotation, cellular component: cytoplasm; nucleus. Bases 1 to 1197 code for a protein of 398 amino acids. Gene Ontology annotation, molecular function: ribonuclease III activity; RNA binding. The record is from RefSeq and is a predicted model, not a curated record. The transcript is spliced from 5 exons. Gene Ontology annotation, biological process: siRNA processing. Lineage: Eukaryota; Viridiplantae; Streptophyta; Pinopsida; Cupressales; Cupressaceae.